Messenger RNA from Thamnophis elegans (Western terrestrial garter snake), 916 nucleotides. RefSeq names its product dual specificity phosphatase 23 (gene DUSP23). The coding region runs from base 191 to 646 and encodes 151 amino acids. The record is from RefSeq and is a predicted model, not a curated record. Gene Ontology annotation, molecular function: protein tyrosine/serine/threonine phosphatase activity. The transcript is spliced from 3 exons. Gene Ontology annotation, biological process: cilium assembly; protein dephosphorylation. NCBI's taxonomy places the organism in Eukaryota, Metazoa, Chordata, Lepidosauria, Squamata, Natricidae.
GGCGUUUCCAGACGCUCCCUUCCCUUGUUUGCCCGCCGCUGGCGAGAGCCGCGUUCGACACGUGGGAAUCCCCGGCCGGCUGGUUCCGGGGCAAAGCCAAGCACGUGGGAACGGGGGCGUUUGGCACUUCCUUCUCUUGAUCUCAGGUAGAUCGGGGGUUCAGUGGAGUCCGAAGAGCAGCGACGGACCCAUGGCUUCCGCGCUGCCCCCCAAUUUCUCUUGGGUCGUCUCAGGCCUGUUGGCUGGCCUGGCCAUGCCCCGGCUCCCUGCUCACUACCAGUACAUGCAUGACCAUGGAAUCCGGCACCUGGUGUCGCUAACCGAGCGGAGCCCGCCUUAUCACGACACCUGCCCGGGCAUCCAAGUGCACCGUCUGCGCAUUGCCGACUUCUGCUCCCCUUCGACUGAACAGAUCCAGCGGUUUCUGCAGAUUGUGGAAGAUGCCAACACCAAGGGGGAGGCCGUGGCUGUUCACUGUUUGCUGGGCUUUGGACGGACGGGAACCAUGUUGGCGUGUUACCUUGCCAAGACCCACAAAAUCAGCGGGGUGGACGCCAUCCAAAAAAUCCGCCAGCUGCGUCCGGGCUCCAUUGAGACUCACGACCAGGAGAAGACCGUCGUCCAGUUCUACCAGCGUACAAAGUAGCGGCGGGAAAGGACGACAACUUGCCCGUGAGAAAGAGCACGACGAUUGUGUCUUUUUCGGCUCCUUUCUGGGGGAGGCGGUGGGAGGAGACACAAGCUGGCUUUAAAGAGUGGAUCCAGCAGGGAUCCAGUCCGAGUGGGAUCCCAGACACACACACACAAGUCAGUUUAUCAUAUCUGUUGGUACCCUCCGAGUUAGUUGAAGUUAACUUUCUCAAGAGCGAAGCGUUCACAUUUCCGUUGCCGUUUUUGUAAAUUACGAACUUCACCC